GGGGGAGCGCAGCGGCCGGGGCGCGAGUGAGCGAGCGAGAGAGCGCAGGCCGGGAUGGAGGACGGCGUGGCCCGGGCCCGGGCUCGGGUGGCGGCGGAGGCGGGCGAGACGCGGGCGCGGCCCGGGGUGACGCUGCGGCCCUUCGCGCCCUUCCCGAGGACGGCCGAGGCCGAGGAGGGCGGCGGCGACUGGAGCUUCAUCGACUGCGAGAUGGAGGAGGUGGACCUGCAGGACCUGCCCAGCGCCACCAUCGCCUGCCACCUGGACCCGCGCGUGUUCGUGGACGGCCUGUGCCGGGCCAAAUUUGAAUCCCUCUUUAGGACCUAUGACAAGGAUAUCACCUUCCAGUAUUUUAGGAGCUUCAGGCGCGUCCGGAUAAACUUCAGCAGCCCCUUAUCCGCAGCAGACGCCAGGCUGCAGCUGCACAAGACUGAGUUCCUGGGGAAGGAAAUGAAGUUGUAUUUCGCUCAGACUUUACACAUAGGAAGCUCACACCUGGCUCCACCCAAUCCAGACAAGCAGUUUCUCAUCUCUCCUCCUGCCUCUCCGCCAGUUGGAUGGAAACAAGUAGAAGAUGCUACUCCCGUCAUAAAUUACGAUCUUUUAUAUGCUAUCUCCAAGCUGGGGCCAGGGGAGAAGUAUGAACUGCACGCAGCCACCGACACCACUCCCAGCGUCGUGGUCCACGUGUGUGAGAGCGAUCAAGAGAAUGAGGAAGAGGAAGAGAUGGAAAGAAUGAAGAGACCCAAGCCAAAAAUUAUCCAGACGAGAAGGCCAGAGUACACACCUAUCCACUUAAGCUGAACUGGCACACAGAUGAAGAGCGUGCAUUGAAUUACACUCACCAGAGGAAUCUUUUACUGUGCAAAUGGCCGGUCACAGCUUUGGAGGUGGCAGCUGUGACCGCUGGGGGAGAGAAUCAAGGCUUUGUCUCCUUGUUCUGAUGCUGCACCGCAGCCCAGGUGUCUGUGGCACCCGGAAUGUCUUGGGCCAUUCACUGAGUUUGUGGUGAUCGCACAGGGACAUUGGGAGUGUCUUGAGAAAACUGAUACUGAUAGUGUUUUGUACUCAUUCUUUUCCGGUAGGUUCUGUGUUUGCCAAGGCCAGGUUGGUCAGCAGGACUAGAGGGAGUUUUCUGUUUCUAAGCAGGGUCCAGACCCAGCUGGUAGGCAGAGACCCCACUCCAGCAUCACCAAUGUCCAUCGCUACGGGUUGUGAAAGCAACCAGUCUAUGUGGAAAUUUGUAGCGUUUCAUUUCUUCCUUCCUGUUCUCCUAUCUGUGCAUGUAUACUAUUGAUUUUCAAGGCCACCCUCCAUUCCUGGAUGAAGUUACAUUGAUGUUUUACAUCCCUAGGGAGGCCAGGUGUGCCUGGGGAAACUAUCCCGUCCCAGGCCCCUCCCUGCCCCCCCCCCCCCCCCCCCCCCCGUGUCACAGGUCUCAUUUGUGGAAUUCUGCCUGGAAUGCAUUCACCUGGCAUCUGUCUGGUACAUGUAACUUGUGAUGGGGGGGGGAGGGGAGGG
Messenger RNA from Dipodomys spectabilis (banner-tailed kangaroo rat), 1521 nucleotides. It is a transcript of the gene Rcan1, whose product is annotated as regulator of calcineurin 1. Gene Ontology annotation, molecular function: nucleic acid binding; calcium-dependent protein serine/threonine phosphatase regulator activity. The transcript is spliced from 4 exons. The record is from RefSeq and is a predicted model, not a curated record. Bases 55 to 804 code for a protein of 249 amino acids. Gene Ontology annotation, cellular component: cytoplasm; nucleus. Gene Ontology annotation, biological process: calcium-mediated signaling. Lineage: Eukaryota; Metazoa; Chordata; Mammalia; Rodentia; Heteromyidae.